UCCUCAAGGGCGCGCGCCCCGCCGUCGCGAGCAGCCCAUUGGUGGAAGUCAGGCUUGAGCGCACGCGCUUUUCCUGCGCGCUCUGCGUUUGUAGCAGCGCGGCGGCCCCGACGAGUCCCUUCGGUGAGGGCCCGCAGCAUGGCCGAGCCGCGAGUGCUCCCGCUACUGCUGCUAUUGCUGCUAUUGCUGCUGCUGCCGCCGCCAGGCCACGCCACCCCGUCCCCCUGCUCCCCGGACGAGUUCCAGUGCGCGCCCGGCGCCCCCUGCUUCCCUCAGGACUGGCGCUGCGACGGCCACCCCGACUGUGAGGACGACAGGGACGAGUGGGGCUGCGGGACCGCGACAACGGCGGAGCCGAGUCCCGACGGCGCCGCGGUGACCCCUCCAAGGAGCUCGGCGGAGCCGCUCGCCGGCAGCGCAGAGCCUUCAGCUACACCUGAGCCUGAGGUCUCUGUGCCAUCAAGGAAUCAAAGUUACACAUGGGUCUUGAUUGUUGCAGAGCUCCUGAUCAUCCUGAUAGCUGCAGGUUCUGUUGCUGUGUGGGGUCUGUCCAAAGCAAAAUGCAGAUCUGACGUCUUUGGUCUUGAAAAAGCAUCCAGAGAACAGCUGAUGCCUGAUGAGAGCCAGAAAGGCUCCUUGCCCUGAAUGAGAUCCUUAUCCCAAGGUGAUAAGGUGGGACUAGCCUUGUCUGUCUCCUGCUCACCACAGAGCCUGACUGAAUUGGACAUCAGCUCUCAAAUCUGCAUUGUAACACUGGGAUACCAAGAGAAUACUCCCUUUGUAAAUGGGUCUUAGAUUGUGGGACUGCCGUGGCUCCAGAAAUAGCACAGGACCUUCCCUGUGACACCAGCACUCCCAAAGGUUGUAGAAAUGUCUUCGUUGUUCUGCAUGACAGUCAUUACUGCUGAUGCCCACCAGUGUGGCCUCAGACCCGAAGAUGCUUUUCUCCUUGAAAUGCCAGGUGUUGUUCAACUGUCUCAUUCCACUUCCAGCCAAGAGCCUUUUUAUAUCUGCUCCAUUCUCUCCGCUGGAUUUUGUUAGGGAAUAGAAGCUUUCUCACCUAUUUCCAUAGGCGCUCACUGACUGCACAGAUCAGACAAAUACUCCAUGCUUGCACUACUGUUUGAUGCUACUCCGUCCCAUGCGUGGGAGGCUUUUACUGACAGUGCCACCAGGGUGUGACAACAGUUGCUAUGGCUUUGCUGUGCUGUCACCCGAGCCCAUGUGGGGCAAGGAUCUCCUCAGCCCUGGGCCGGCGGCUCCUCUCACACUCCCUUCCACAAACAUCUCCACCCUUGGCAGGCGUGUUCUGCCCACCCCAGUGCUGAAUGCUGCGUGGGGCUCCUGUUAACGCUCUUAAUGGUGUCUUCCUUAAAACUGUUCUGACAUGAGUGGUGUCCCUUGAGGGUCCGUACUGGGACCAGUGCUAUUCUGUGUUUCAUCAGUGGUGUGUAGAGUGGGAUCAAGUGGACCCCCAGCCAGUCUGAGGAUGAGACCAGGCUGAGGAGUGCAGCUGGGGAGGGGAAUGUCAUCCAGAAGGGCCUUCAGGCCGACAGGAGCCUCAUGAAGUUUGAUAAGGUCAAGUGCAAGGUCUUGCACCUUUGUUAGGGCAAACCCUGGAGAAGAGACAGCUCUGGGGAGAUGUUGUGUCUUGUCCAUGCCUAAAGGGGGAUUGUAAGAAAGAUAAAGAGGGGCUUUUCAGCAAGGCUUGUAAGGACAAGAGGGAACAGGUAAAACUGACAGAGGGUGAACUCUGGACAUGAAGAAGGGUUUUAUGGAGAGACCAUGGCACUGGUUGCCCAGAGCAGCUGUGACUGCCCCAUCCCUGGGACCAAGCUGGACAGGGCUCUAAGCAUCUUGGUCUAGUGGAGGUGUCCCUGCAAAUAAGUCAUGUCUUGAGUGAGACACUGUGUGGCAUGUGGAGCCCCAGCCAAAGGACUCAGUGCACCUCUCAAAACUGUCUGUGCAGGGGUAGAUUAGAGCCCAAUGCUUCUGGUUCAGCAUUGGCCACAUGUACCUUGCACAAGUGUUCACUAAGUGUGCCAAGCUACUGCCUUGGCUGCUCAACUCUGUGCCUUGAAGGUGGGAACUUGGCUUGCCAAGCAGACACCAGUCAUCAGCCUUGCGGUAGGAGUCUUCUGCUCCUGGAUAGCAUGUGAGUGCUGCCACACCCCAUGGGAGAAACUUCAUGUGGUGUGGAGUCCUGAGUUAUUCCAGGGCUGCUCUUUUUUUAGUACCAAGGAGUCAUUUGCAAGGGCACACACUACCUUCUAUCCGUAGGGAUAGGUGGAGAUGGCUGUGGUGACUGACACAGGAGAAUAAAGAAUGUGAAAUGAACAA
Catharus ustulatus (Swainson's thrush) is the source of this 2340-nucleotide messenger RNA. RefSeq names its product CD320 molecule (gene CD320). Lineage: Eukaryota; Metazoa; Chordata; Aves; Passeriformes; Turdidae. Gene Ontology annotation, molecular function: protein binding. The record is from RefSeq and is a predicted model, not a curated record. The coding region runs from base 139 to 645 and encodes 168 amino acids. The transcript has 5 exons.